Thlaspi arvense is the source of this 1698-nucleotide messenger RNA. NCBI's taxonomy places the organism in Eukaryota, Viridiplantae, Streptophyta, Magnoliopsida, Brassicales, Brassicaceae. The record is from the annotation of a GenBank genome assembly.
AUGUUCUGCGAAGAACGUGAAAUGCAGAAGAGCUACUGGAUGGAGCACUCUGCUGAUCUCAGUGUCGAGGCUAUGAUGCUCGAUUCCAAAGCCUUUGAUCUUGACAGAGAAGAGAGGCCUGAAGUACUCUCUCUGCUUCCACCAUUUGAAGGAAAAGCAAUUCUGGAACUGGGAGCUGGCAUUGGACGUUUUACUGGUGAAUUAGCUAAAAAGGCCGGUCAAGUUCUAGCCGUGGACUUCAUUGAAAACGUGAUAAAGAAGAAUGAGAAUGUCAACAGGCAUCAUAAAAAUGUCAAGUUCAUGUGUGCUGAUGUGACGUCCCCCAAUCUUAAUUUUCCAGAAGGAUCAUUUGACCUGAUAUUCUCCAACUGGCUGCUUAUUGCUGCUUGCCUUGGGAUCCUGGCAGCUAGAAAACGAAUGGUCAAAUGGCUGAAAGAUGGUGGGUUUAUUUUCUUCAGAGAAUCAUGUUUCCAUCAAUCUGGAGACUCUAAGAGAAAGAAUAAUCCAACUCAUUACCGAGAGCCAAGAUAUUAUACAAAGGAUUGCUACUUCUGGCUUGUCUGUACUCCAUGUGGGUUACCUGGUUGUCUCUUCAUGCUGGGAGUAGCACGGUUCAAACACUACAUGCCUUGCCCUUUCCUGAGCUUAUACAGUAAGGAUCAGAAGGUCUUCAAGGAGUGCCUUCUGCGUGAUGGCUCUGGGAAAUCCUUUGAACUCUCCCUUAUUGGCUGCAAAUGUAUUGGAGCUUAUGUGAGGAACAAGAAAAACCAAAAUCAGGUCUGCUGGACAUGGCAGAAAGUCCGUUCUGAGGAUGAUAGGGGGUUCCAACGCUUUUUGGACAAUGUCCAGUAUAAAUGUAAUGGAAUACUACGAUAUGAACGUGUCUUUGGACAGGGUUUUGUUAGCACAGGAGGGAUUGAGACAACAAAAGAAUUUGUAGCAAAGCUUGACCUUAAGCCUGGACAGAAAGUCCUGGAUGUGGGCUGUGGCAUUGGUGGAGGUGAUUUUUAUAUGGCUGAGAACUUUGAUGUUCAUGUUGUUGGCAUUGACCUUUCUAUAAAUAUGAUUUCUUUUGCUCUGGAACGGGCAAUUGGGUUAAGUUGUUCGGUUGAAUUUGAGGUUGCUGAUUGCACCAAGAAAACAUAUCCAGACAACACAUUUGAUGUGAUCUACAGCCGAGACACUAUUCUCCACAUUCAGGAUAAACCUGCAUUGUUCAAAAUGUUCUUCAAAUGGUUGAAACCAGGAGGAAAAGUUCUUAUUAGUGACUACUGCAAGAGUGCUAAACCUCCAUCAUCAGAGUUUGCAGAAUAUAUCAAGCAAAGAGGUUAUGACCUACACAGUGUGGAAGCAUAUGGCCAGAUGCUUAAAGACGCUGGUUUUGGCAAGGUCAUUGCUGAGGAUCGAACAGAUCAGGAGUUCUCAUUAUACAAUCAAUUUCUAUGCCAGUUCAUGACAGUUCUGCAGAGGGAACUGGAUGCAGUGGAGAAGGAGAAGAAAGCAUUCAUUACAGACUUCUCUGAAAAGGAUUAUGAUGAUAUUGUGGGUGGUUGGAAGGCAAAGCUGGUGAGGAGUUCUGCCGGAGAGCAGAGGUGGGGACUUCCUGGUGUUGGUGGACGCCCUUUUGAUUUUUUGUGCUUCGGUCUAUGGAAGCCAAGUUGUCCUGCUUAUAAUCCGUCCGUUGAUGCAUCCACUUAA